AUGGGAAGACAACCAUGUUGUGAUAAGGUUGGUUUGAAGAGAGGACCAUGGACUAUUGAGGAAGAUCAUAAGCUUGUGAGUUUUAUUCUGAAUAAUGGGAUUCAUUGUUGGAGAGUGGUUCCUAAACUUGCAGGUCUUUUAAGAUGUGGAAAAAGUUGUAGAUUGAGAUGGAUCAAUUAUCUUAGGCCAGACCUUAAGAGAGGUGGAUUUACUGAAAUGGAAGAGGAUCAAAUUAUUCAACUACAUGCACGUCUUGGUAACAGGUGGUCAAAAAUUGCUUCACAUUUUCCUGGGAGAACAGACAAUGAAAUUAAGAACCAUUGGAACACGAGAAUCAAGAAAAAAUUAAAGUUCCUUGGUUUGGAUGCUGUGAACCUCAAACCAAUUGAGCAAAAGCAAGAAACUGAUAGUGAUGAUGAUGACAAAGACAAAUUUAAGCUACAAGUAAAUGUUUCAGAAAGGAUUGAAGAAAAUGCAGAGAAUGUUAAAUCCUCGGAUAGUGAAAAAGAAUUGAAAAGAGAAGAAAAUAACGUGGUUCGGGAUGAUAGUGAUGAACUUCUAAACAACUUUGAAAUGCUAUGUUCAAAUUUGGACUUGGGGACAUGGAUAAACCAAGACACCAACAUUAGUACUACUACUAAUUCUGUUUCUAGUUCUUCUGUCUCUUUGGAUGAUACUAGCCACAUUUCUAUUGAUGAAUGCUCUUACUUUCAACAAAAUUCAUUACACCAAUGGGUUGAUAAUAUGGAUUCAAUUCUGUCAUGGGAGGCCUUCAAUCCCCUUGAUAUUUCUUUUUUCGGAAAAUAG
This is a messenger RNA of Vicia faba (fava bean), 807 nucleotides long. Lineage: Eukaryota; Viridiplantae; Streptophyta; Magnoliopsida; Fabales; Fabaceae. The record is from the annotation of a GenBank genome assembly.